AUGGAAGAUCUUAAUUCCAAUGAUCUCAAGAGGAAACCUCCUAAGACUAACAAAGAAAGAUCAAGACAGCAUAGAAUCAGAAAGAAGAAGUUUAUAGAAGAAAUACAGCAAGAAUGUAAAGAUCUAAGAGCAAAAGUUAAGACUCUUGAGGAAGAAAACAAGCACUUGAAAGAAGCUCUCACAGAAACUAAAGUUUCAAAGUUAAAAUAUUCAAAAUGAAGGCAAGAGAAAAAGCAGUUUGACCACUCUCUUCAUGAGUAUGAAGACUAUCUCUACAAUAACUUGGGAAAUAAGGUAUUAGAGGACCCAGACCAAGUCCGAUAUAGCACCAUAGAGCAUGCAGUCGAACAUGUCUAUGAGUUCAGCGACGAUAGGAUUGAUUAUAUAAAAUCCUUAUUCAACAAGAUUUUAAAUAACAUGAUUUCUCAUGGAACCAAAUGCUUCUCUGUAUGCCAUAAUGUUGUUCCAAUCAAAUAAGUGGGAUGUAAACAUUGGACUAAAGAAAAGAGGUAGAAAAUAUUUUGAUAAAGCUUCUGAAACAGACAUAAUCCAAAAUGCGUUUAAAAACAUCGCCUUCACAGAGCAAGCCAAACAAACAUUCACCACCUUCAAUAAAAUCAUGACCUCCCAGAACCGAAAGGCUAAGAAAAUUGCCCAAAACCUAAUCAAACUCCGCAACAACCUUCUAAACCUCUACCAAGACAUGAAGGCCACAGUAGUUACUUCUUCCCAAUCAAACUGGUACAAAAAGCAAGACAUGUAUAACCACUUUCAGCUAAUCCAACGUAUCAGCAGCACUGGGCUUAUAACGAACCACAAAGUUUAUGAUAUCCCAAAGAAGGAGCACAAAGAGGAAAAGUAUCAAGAUGGAGAGCUUACUGAAUAACUAACUUUAUUGUUUCAAUCAUCUUGAGAUC
This is a messenger RNA of Moneuplotes crassus, 917 nucleotides long. Lineage: Eukaryota; Ciliophora; Spirotrichea; Euplotida; Euplotidae. The record is from the annotation of a GenBank genome assembly.